This is a messenger RNA of Chelonia mydas (Green sea turtle), 3324 nucleotides long. Its product is annotated as flavin-containing monooxygenase 5. The transcript has 10 exons. Gene Ontology annotation, molecular function: N,N-dimethylaniline monooxygenase activity; NADP binding; flavin adenine dinucleotide binding. The record is from RefSeq and is a predicted model, not a curated record. The coding region runs from base 249 to 1856 and encodes 535 amino acids. Lineage: Eukaryota; Metazoa; Chordata; Testudines; Cheloniidae.
UAUAACAGGGGGAACAAAGGAUAUGAUUCUAUGGUAGAAGGCAGAAAUUGACUGCGUGGACUCUGGCAGCACUGCUGAGCCAGCAGCUACUCGGGAGAGCAGCAGACAGCUUUGGGACCGGACCCUGCCAUCCAUCUUACUCAGGAAAAAGGAGCUUUCUAAACAAAUCCUGCCUUGGACAGGAGGAGAGAGGCACUCCCUGAGCCACUGGAUCCCUCCACAACUGUCAGCACCUCCUCCUGAGACAGAUGGCCAUGGCCAAAAAGAGGAUUGCAGUCAUCGGCAGUGGAUCUAGUGGACUGUGCACCAUUAAAUGCUGUUUGGAUGAUGGGCUAGAGCCCAUUUGCUUUGAGAGAAGUGAAGAUAUCGGGGGGCUCUGGAGGUUCAAGGAGAAUCCCGAAGAGGGCAGGGCCAGCAUCUACAAAUCUGUCAUCAUCAACACCUCCAAGGAGAUGAUGUGCUACAGUGACUUCCCCAUCCCGGCCGAUUUCCCCAACUACAUGCACAACUCCAAAAUCAUGAAGUAUUUCCGCAUGUACGCCGAGCACUUCGAUCUUCUGAAAUACAUCCGCUUCAAGACCACUGUGGUCAGUGUGACAAAGCGCCCGGAUUUCUCCUCCACGGGCCAGUGGGACGUUGUCACGGAGUCUGAGGGGAAGCAGGAGUUGGCUGUCUUCGAUGGGGUCAUGGUUUGCACCGGCCAUCACACCAACGCCCAUCUGCCACUGGACUCCUUCCCAGGGAUUGAAAAGUUCAAAGGCCGCUACUCUCACAGCAGGGAUUACAAGAACCCUCAGGCAUUCUCGGGGAAGAGAGUCAUAGUGAUCGGCAUUGGCAAUUCAGGAGGGGACCUGGCCGUGGAGCUCAGCCAUGAAGCUGAUCAGGUCUUCCUCAGCACCAGGCGUGGGGCAUGGGUGCUGAAUCGUGUUGCGGAGCAAGGGUACCCUGUGGACAUAGUCCUCUCCACCAGGUUUAAAGCCUUUUUCAAGCAGAUGUUGCCUACAUCCAUGGUUAACCAAUGGGCGGAGAACAUCGUAAAUGCAAGAUUCAACCACGCACACUAUGGUCUAAGGCCUCAGCACAGGAUUAUGAGCCAACACCCAACUAUCAACGAUGACCUGCCGAACCGCAUCAUCUCUGGCAAAGUGCUUGUGAAACCGAACAUCAGGGAGUUCACUGAAACUGGCGUCAUCUUCGAAGACGGCACCAGAGAGGAGGACAUUGAUGCAGUUUUCUUCGCUACGGGAUACAGCUUCUCUUUCCCCUUUCUCCAGGACUGUGUCAAAGUGGUCAAAAACCAGGUCUCCCUGUAUAAAUUCAUCUUCCCUCCUCACCUGGAGAAGCCAACUCUGGCUUUCAUUGGUCUCAUCCAGCCACUGGGGGCCAUCAUGCCCCUUGCAGAACUCCAGAGUCGCUUGGCCACACAGGUGUUCAAGGGGCAGAUCACGUUGCCCACAGCAAGCGACAUGGUGGCCGAUAUUACGCAGAAGAAAGACGAAAUGGAAAAACGGUAUGUAAAAAGCCCGCGCCACACUAUCCAAGUGGAUUAUGUCGAAUACAUGGAUGAACUUGCCUGCCUGGCAGGAGUCAAGCCCAACCUGCUGUCUCUCUUCCUCACGGAUCCAAAGCUUGCCAUGGAGGUUUUCUUUGGCCCCUGCACGCCAUACCAGUACCGCCUGAGAGGGCCAGGGAAAUGGGAUGGAGCCAAGAAAGCCAUCCUGACCCAGAGAGAACGGAUCAUUAAACCUCUGAAAACCAGGGCAGUAGGAGAUUAUCCCCACCACACCUCAAUGCCCUAUUUGUUUAAGAUAGUUGGUGCCAUUGCUCUCUUUGCUAUAAUUAUUGCUUAUUUUUAAAUUCUUAUUCUCUACAUGGUUACACAGGAAAAGGGGAUUAUGUAAAAUGUGAUUAUCUGGUUUCUGUUGGUUUCUAAUUUGCUCCCUGCAACUUUAUCACACACCCAGUGUAACCGUCCACUUCCACUCAUGUGUUGAGAAUUUCCUCCUCUCAACUAUUGUUGCUGAUUAUUUUGUCUGCUGUCACUGUCUGCUGUUGUGUUAGAGAUCUUUGGUUCCAUUAAAUAUUCCUUAGGCUGCUAGCUGGUAUGAUUAUAAAGACCACAGACAGGCACAGAUGUCAAUAGCUCAGGAAGUUUAAGUGGGGCCAUUGUGACAUGAGACAUAAUCAGUCACCACCCUUCCUCUAUAGGUAAUCUGUAUGCAGCAAUUCCAUUGUAUUGUAAUGUCUCAGCGGCAGGAAGGAGACUGCACAAAUAUGUCAAGAGUUCUCCGUGGUAGGCUACUGGGCCAAACUCUCACUGCUCUUUUACUGAUUGCUUGGCCUCUUGCUAGUUUGGGCACCAGUGCCUGAAAUGGCACUUCUGCCUUGGAUCUACUGCACAUUGAGGUGGUGCUGCUGGGGUACCUGAGGCAGGAGCACAGGGUAAGCCCUUAAACUGCAGAGACAUUGGGAUUGAGGGACUUAAUGAGUGGGUGAAAAUGUAAUGGAGUGUGGGGUUGAAUCCAGAACAGUGAGGGGUUGUGCCACCACUUGCCCUGUAACCCUGGGUCACAAUGCUUUGUUGUUGUAGCUCACAGCCUGGGAUGCUCACAGCCACCCGACAAGCAUGCAGGUCUCACCCUGUCUGUCUUGUGCUAGACAGCCCUGGUUCAGCAGCUCUGACCCCAGAAGCCUGUCUACAGUUCCUCUCCGGCUUCCACCAGCCUUUGUUACAACCAGCAAGGUGGCCCCAACACACUCCCAGUCCUGAAUUUCCCUAGCCCAGGUCCUCUGUAAUCUCCAGCCUUCUCCUGGACAGUUCAGAGAAAUUAGAAGGGCCAUUUCUUCCUCCAGAGAAACAAUUAACAGCCUCAUUAACUGGAGCUGAUAAUCACUUUAAUUCAAAUGCAGCACUGUAGGUUUCAAUUAAUACUAAGACCAGUUCACUAACAAAGGAAGAUAGGAAUUGAACUGAGUUCAAGUAUGAGAUAAAGUUAGAAAUGAUUACAAGCAAAUAAAAGUGAAAACAUCUCUAAAACUUAAUCUAGCAAGGUACAAUCUUUGCCUAAGCAGGUUUCUCACCUAUAUUCAAUUUCUGAGACUGCAGUCCCCCAUUGGAUGAAGGCCCCAUCUUUCUCAGCUUGUAAGAGCUCUGUUCUGUUGUGUCUGUCAAAUGAUGGCUGCCAAAGAUGGCUUCUGUCUUUGCUUGAAUCUUCCCAAAUUCAAUGACUUUGUUUCAAGAAGCAUGAUGACCUCAUGCUAUUCUUCCCUUUUCUGUGGGCUUCUGUCAUAAAUAUAAAGGGAAGGGUAAACACCUUUAAAUCC